Molecule: messenger RNA, 669 nt
Organism: Ctenocephalides felis (cat flea)
Lineage: Eukaryota; Metazoa; Arthropoda; Insecta; Siphonaptera; Pulicidae
Exons: 4
Coding region: 1-669 (222 amino acids)
Source: RefSeq, a predicted model, not a curated record
AUGUCCACAUCGCUCCCAACUAUUGCAUCCCAGACUGGCAAAGAAAUCACAGGUUCUCCAAGGGUUCUCAGAAUUACAUGUCCCGUUGAGGGUUGUGGAAAGGCUUGUACAAGGUACAAUGCACUGCAAAGCCAUAUUCAGCGUGACCAUGAGAUUAGUAUUGAAUGUGAACAAAUGUCUUUUUCUUCUAUUGAUGAUUUUAACAAAUGGAAAAUUGAAACAGAGCAGAGUGAUGUCUCAUCUUAUGUGAAAGAUACCUCAGCAUACAAAGCAAAAAAUGAAUACCACAUUGCUUAUUAUAAUUGCCAUCGAUCUCACUCUUCUGUGGAAAAAAAGAAAAAAACAUUUUCAAGAGUUUUCAAGAGCAAAAAAAUUGGGCAUGCUUGUCCCUCGCGGAUCGUUUGCAAAAUGCAUAAUGACGGACAUAUUAAAGUUGAUUAUUAUAAGACACAUGUAGGACAUGAAAAGGUGCUAAAAUUUUUACCACUGGACCAAAAUUUGAAACAAAACAUCAAAGAUAAAAUUCUUGCCGGAGAAGAUGCAGAUGUUAUAAUAAAGAGUAUUCGCAAUAAUAAAUUAUUGCCGCCCAGGGCAGCUAUGAUAACAAAAAAGGAUUUAUGGAAUAUAAAACGGAGAGUUUUACAACCACAUAACACAUUUCAAAUAUAA